UCUUUACAACUUCUUUUGUCUCUCAAAAAAUUCAUCUAUUUGUUUUUCAAGAAUCUAGCUCUAUAGAAAUUACAACAACAAUAUAAUGAUGAUUGAUGAAAAUAUAUUGAUGAAAGUAGGUCUCUUUGUUUUAGUCCAAGGUUUGGUUUAUUUAAUUCUAUCAAAAUCUUCCAACAUAUUCUCCAAGACACAAAGAUCAUACAGCUUCAAAACAGUUCGUUCUUUAAGCAUUCGCAGGAUAGCCGCCGCACUCGCCGACUUACCUGUCGGCGGUGAGCCAUCUCCCUCUUCCUUCAAUGACUUGACCUCUUCUAAGUCGUUCAAGUUAUUCAAAGAAGUACUCGAUAGAGAUCACAAGGCAUAGAUUUUUAUAUUUUGUUUUCCUUUCGUUAGCUUUUAUUUUAUUUUAUUCUUUGAUUUUUGUUCAUGGAUAGUUAAAUCAAUUUUGUUGGUGAGAAUUUGGGAUAAUAUUCUCAUUUUAAUUCUUGUAAAUUAUAAGUUGGUUGGUUAUUGCAAGAAUUUAAACUCCGUGUUUCGAUUA
Messenger RNA from Solanum dulcamara, 541 nucleotides. RefSeq lists its product as uncharacterized. NCBI's taxonomy places the organism in Eukaryota, Viridiplantae, Streptophyta, Magnoliopsida, Solanales, Solanaceae. Bases 86 to 364 code for a protein of 92 amino acids. The transcript has a single exon. The record is from RefSeq and is a predicted model, not a curated record.